Molecule: messenger RNA, 1862 nt
Organism: Hevea brasiliensis (rubber tree)
Lineage: Eukaryota; Viridiplantae; Streptophyta; Magnoliopsida; Malpighiales; Euphorbiaceae
Product: probable disease resistance protein At5g63020
Exons: 1
Coding region: 604-1383 (259 amino acids)
Molecular function (GO): ADP binding
Source: RefSeq, a predicted model, not a curated record
AAAAUUAUUUUACUUUUUGCCUCUCAAUUUUUAGUUCUCCCUUCGCUUUCCGAACAAGAGAGAAGUAAUUUCAUUUCCAUCGUUCUCUCCGCUCACCAUUUCUCUCCUCACACUUUCUUUCCAAUCAUUUUUUCAAACGGAGAGUUCAUUUUCCAUCCCCUAAAUUUCUCUCUACAACUUAGCUUCCGUUUAUUCUUUUACACUUGUGUCCAAUUCUUCAUGAGCUAUGGGUAACGUCUUUUCAAUUCAAUGCAGUGAUGCCUUGAUCGGUCUUUGCUGGGAUUGCAUUGCUGGACAAGCUCUUUAUGUAUGUCAGCUUGAAGACAAUCUUCAAGAACUUUAGACUGCAAGAGAUAAAUUAAGAGAGUUGAGCAACGAUGUGAUGCGGAUGGUCAUCAGUGAGGAGACAUCACAAACAGUGCAGCUGGAUCGAGUUGGAGGAUGGCUUUCAAGGGCGGAUGCUACCAUUACUGAAGUUAAUAUACUCCUCAGCAGAGCUCCACAAGAAAGACAAAAAUUGUGUCUCGCAGGCUGUUGCUCCAAGAACUUUAAGUCCACCUACAUGUUUGGGAAAAGCGUUUACUCAAACAUGUGGUUGAUUUGAUGGGCGAAGGUGAAUUCAAAGAAGUGGUCAUCAGGGCCCCUGCUGUCCAACUUCAAGCUGUUCUCGAAGCUUUGAAGACAGCAAGACAAGAAUUAUGGGCUUCAGAGGAGGAUGUGAAGCGGAAGGUUGACUUAGAAGAAGGACAACAAAGGAAGGCUCUGCAACAAGUUCGAUUGUGGGUUUCGAUGGUGGAAGCGAUGAUAACCGAAGCAGAGGAGCUCGAAAGAGAUGGUCCACGACAAGUUCACAAAUUGCUAGCUGGAGAUAUUUCCAAUUACAUGUUCGUGGGAAGGGUCGUCAAAAAAUUAGAAGAUGUGAUUGCGUUAAAAGCCAAAGGAGAUUUUAAGGAAGUGGUUGAGAGGACACUUCCAGAACCAGUGGUAGUAAGAAAUGUUAACCGAACAGUGGGCACUGAAACUGCCUUAGACGAGGCAUGGAGCUUCAUCACGGGAGAUGAGGGGGGAAUUGUUGGCAUAUACGGUAUGGCGGGAGUCGGUAAACUACUCUCCUUAAUCAACAACAGAUAUGCCACUAUAUCUAAUAAUUUUGAUGUUGUGAUUUGGGCUGUGGCUUCUAAAGAUUUGAAACUCGAGAAGAUUCAAGAGCAGAUUUGGGAAAAAAUUGGCAUUUCUGAUGAGAAAUGGAAAAAGAAAAGCUUCCGUAAGAAAGCGGAUGACAUAUUCCAUGUAUUGAGCAGAAAGAAAUUUGUAUUAUUGUUAGAUGACAUAUGGCAGCGUGUUGACCUUGAAGAAAUUGGGGUUCCUUUUCCUACAAGAUAAAACAUAUGCAAGAUAGUAUGCACAACACGCUCUUACAAAGUAGGCAGCCAAAUGAAAUCUGAAAAGAUGAUAGAAGUGAAACCUUUGGAUUGGGAAGAAGCUUGGCCAUUGUUUCAAAAGAAGGUUGGGGAUAUUGAUCUUGAUAUUGUUCCUCUGGCUCAAGAUGUUGCCAAAGAGUGUAGAGGAUUGCCAAUCGCUCUCAUUACCAUUGGUAGAGCCAUGGCCAGUAGAAUUACAAGGGAAGAAUGGAAGCAUGCUCUUAAGGCACUAAGAAGUUCUGCCUCAAGCCUACCAGUAAUGGAGGAUGAGGUAUUUCAAGAUAUGGAGGUUGAGUUAUUUGUACGAUUGAAAUUUAGUUACGAUAGUAGUGAUAAAGUUAAAUCUUGUUUUUUAUAUUGUUCCUUGUUUCCGGAAGACUUUCAAAUUCCCAAACGCGAAUUGGUAGAUUAUUGGAUUUGUGAGAAUUAUGGUGAUCGCAA